This is a messenger RNA of Galendromus occidentalis (western predatory mite), 3805 nucleotides long. Its product is annotated as caskin-2. Gene Ontology annotation, molecular function: protein phosphatase binding; signaling adaptor activity. Lineage: Eukaryota; Metazoa; Arthropoda; Arachnida; Mesostigmata; Phytoseiidae. Gene Ontology annotation, cellular component: axon; focal adhesion. The transcript is spliced from 7 exons. Gene Ontology annotation, biological process: axonogenesis; cell surface receptor protein tyrosine phosphatase signaling pathway. Bases 337 to 3306 code for a protein of 989 amino acids. The record is from RefSeq and is a predicted model, not a curated record.
GGCUUCGAGACACCUUCAGUCUCGCAAUCAGUACACCGUUGUUGAUCAUUCAUUCCAUCAUAUCCUGUACAUAUCUCGCCCGCUUGUGUUUUUAGCCCACGACACAAUCCGACGCCGAGUCGUCGUCUUGUCACGUCAAAUCAUGUGUUCAAACAUCGCGAGCUGCAUUUAGCCUUCAGGCUCAGCGUAGUUUCGGUUGCUGGUGCUUGCUGCAUCCGAGUGAAAAUGUGCCGUGUGCUCACACUGAAGUCAAAGUCCUCCGAUCCUGGAUUACCUCAACGACCGACUUAGAAUGAUUUAUAGGAAAUUCUAGAAGCAAGAAUCUAAGCCAGCAUCAUGCUUGCAAAGGCCACCAGUUCGCCCCUAGUCGCGAAAAAGGACCAGGAGAUCCUCGGACAGUGGCUUCGCAGCAUACAUUUCGAGGAGUACCUCGCACUGUUCGUUAAUUCAGGUUACGACAUGCCUACGAUAUCGAGGAUGACACCCGAGGACCUCACAGCCAUCGGCAUCACGAAACCCACUCACCGACGAAAGCUUUUCACCGAGAUUUCGAAGCUCAACAUUUCCGAUGGCAUUCCAGACUACAAACCAGACAGUCUCUCACUCAUGCUGAAACUUCUACGUCUCGAGGAAUAUGAAACAACACUCGUGUCUCAGGGAUACGACUCCGUGGAUAAAGUCGCCGAAUUAACAUGGGAAGACAUCGACGAUAUCGGCAUUAGGAAAUUGGGGCACCAAAAGAAACUCACUUUGGCCAUUAGGAAAAUCAAGAACUUUCCUCGGUUUCAACCGGCCUUUCGGCCUAUACCUCCCUCUUCUUCGUCGCAUCAAUCUCUAGCGCGGCAUUCUUCGAUUGACUUAGGCAAUCCCCACGCGAGACCAAUAACCGUCCCUGUGCCGCCGGAUCAGUUCGACCAACAGUGGACAACCAUGCCACCUCUGCAGCAUUCGGUUUCUCAAACAGACUCGUUCACGUUCCCGCAUCUUCGUCAAGUGAAUUCAGGAACCGAUCUCCACAAACAGGAUAUCGACGAGCAAAUGUACUUUGCGUGGCAGCAGCAAACCGACAAUAUGUUUGCACAACAGCAAGCUCUCAGAGGUCGCUCCCUCGAGAGCCUUGAGCAAAAUUUCGAAUGGUACGACAUGGUGAACAGCUGGCGGACGCAAAUGAUGGCGGAUCAGAGCCAGCUCAUAGAAGGUACUUCAACUCUAAAUCGGCCGCGAGGUCUGAUAAAGGCCCGACCAGUGGCGAAGGUUCAAGGGACGUCAACUGUUUCCAUAAGAGACCAGAUCUCACUGGACGGCGAGGAUAUCUCUAAGCCUGAUUUGCUCGCGGGUCAGGGCCCUAUCCCUCCAAAACGGCUCAUAUCUUCCGGCGUUGUGAAGGCGCACGACGUUGGCGACACUGCGUUCGCGACUUGUGUUCAAAGUCUGACAUCACGUUUCACAUUGGACACUCGCGAAGACCAGUUGGACAAUAUAGAUGACGAGCCGGCGCUAGCUCUUCAGCUUUCCUCACCCAAUCAGAUUCCCAGACCACCGCCACCCGAGCCACCUCCGACACCUACCAAGCCAUCUGCACCCCAGAGGGACAAGUCUCCAAUACCGUCCGGGGAUAAUUCGCAAGUGGCGCCGCAGGUGAUCGAACUAAACCACGCAAUGCAAAGCGAACUCAAAAUGAAGCUCAAACAGAGAAACCACCUUGCUACGGGAAGCAGCUGUCUAGUAGCGGCAGCAUCGGGAGCACCGUCAACCCUACAAGCAGCACCCCUGAAACCCGGUCAGGAUCGAUCGUCGAAACCGGUAGCAAAAAGCGACGCCGAUCUUGAACGGGAGAAGUUCUUAGCGAAACUGGAGUCCGUUCGGAAGAAAAGCGAGAGGAAAGAAGAAGUCAAGACGGGCGGCAGGAAGCUCGCCGCCGGCAAAACGAGCGAACAGCCGAAUCAGAACUGCGUUUCUGACGCGAGCGACAGGGAUAGGUCCAAGCAAAGUCAGGAGACUCCGAGGCGGAACGAAAAAUACUCCAACACGACCAACGUCAACCACGCGGGCCGCCACAACGGCGGCGCCGGCGCUUCGAUCGAUAGAGAGAUCAGAUCCUUGCAGGAAUGUAUCCAGGCGUCAGUCAAAGAUUCGACGACGCAGAGUGGAGUAUCAACGGUGGAAGACGACGCGAACGAUUACGACACGAACCCUUUCACCGCUCUGUUGAGUAAAAUCGAGAAAAACAUAGAUAAGGAAUUCUUGGAGAGGAAGCGCAACGAGAAAGCCUCGGCUUCAGACGUCGCCGGUCCGACACCCCAAACAAGAAAUGUUUCUCAGACAUCAGCAGUGACGACGAUCGCGUCCUCGACAGUUUCAUCGUCCGCAUCAACGUCGAAGCCAUCGCCGAGUACAACGUCGAGUAAUAAUCAUACGUCAUUGCCUUCGUCAGCAGCCAUUCCGUCAGUGUCCGCGAAAAUUGACAGAAUCAAAUCCAUUGAAGUGAAACUAGACGCGUCCGCAGCAACCCCCGCUGCUGCGGUCGUUACAUCAUCAGCAACAACAACGGCCUCCCCUAUCAACAACCUCAACAAGGAACGCCCAUAUGAAAUUGCACGAUCGACGAAAACCGAACCUGUGAUUCAGAACAAAUUCUUCAGCACCAUCGGAGUCGAGACCAAGGUCAUCAAUCUAGAGGACAGACCGCAUCGUAAAAGCGACGCGGGCCUGCCUUCGGCUCGUUGCAAUAAUAUUGGUGACAAUCAGCGCAGGACCUCGGUCAGCGACAUAAAAUCAUCAGCUCAUCAAAACGGAGUCAACAGGGUGUCGAACGACAAAACCGUUCUCGACGCGGCGCAACUCCAGGCCGCUCAAGCUGAAUUCGACAACAAGUUCGGGAAUCUCAACGUGAGCAAAGAGUCCGAAAAAGACAAGAAGAUCAUCGAGAUUCAGGAGGCGCUCGAGGACCAGCGGGAGGGGUUGGUCAGUUCGGCCAGGAGAAUAUUCGAGGUUUGUGCCUCGAGAGCAUCUGCUAGCAAUAGUGUCACUUCCUCGCCGACCGUGCCCAGACGAAACUCAGUACGGAAAGAAACUCCGAAGGAAAGUGCUCCAGCCGCGAAUCCCCCUGUUCCCCAUCCUCGCUCCAGACCUCCUGACGUUCCACCCCGUAUCCCGAGGAACGUGGAAGAACAGAACAGUCCACCGGUUCCGAUGAGACUGCCCGCUAAAAAUCCCCGCAGGGUACCGGAAACACCGAAGGUCAUCCAAGAUAUCGAACACAUGCUCUCGAGUCUAACUGAUCAGUUAGAUGCAAUGCUGGACUAGUGGCUGCGAGGUGUCGCGACUCAAAACGCGGGUUCAGUAUUCGCAUCAGGACUCGGGACGUGUGGCUAACACACGAAUGAGCGAAGCUUUCUAGACAGAGACGUACCUACGUACGUAUCGUUCAUCAGGCCGUUCAACCAGUCAAUCAAUCAAUCAAGCAACCCACCAAUAAUUUUACAAUAAUUCUACGCCCCCCCUUUUGGAAAUGAGGCAGAAUAUAUUAGUUAUCGAUAGAGAAGAUAAUAUAUUGAACUCAUGGCGAAGGGAAUCACAACUACCUAUCAGAACGGAAUCCGAAUAGUUCAAUCGAGGGAUGCUAGAUAAUCAAAGUGUUGUUAACGCUUGACGAAUGCUUGGCUUGUUCUCGUCGACAAGUUGUAUCAGCAGGGGAAGACCUGACCGAAACCUCAUUUUGUAAAUUAUCGUGGAGGGAACGACGACAAUAUCCAGACUUCUUUAUCCAAACCUCUGCGGCUAAGCACGAUCAGCUUAUGUACCU